GAAUUUCUUUCCUGUGAAAUUUGGCCAGACAGACUCAGCGAGAGAGCGAGCGAGAGCGAAAGCAGCUCACACACAACUCGUAGUUUGGUGAUGGAGCUGUUUACCAACGAUCUGUUAUAAUGGAGUUUGGUGGGCUCGGUGGACUUGAAGUGUUUACGAGACCGAUAUCAACUUUAAAGUCUUAAACGGAUUCUUUUUGGGCUCCCCCAUACACAUCACGCAGUGGUCGGGGGGAUUCAGUUAUGGCUGAACCGCUUCUGAAGCGGACUUUUUCGAGGUUGCGGGGUAAAGAGAAAUUCCGUCGGAAAACGGACCCGAAGCUCGCCGAUGUCCAUUCCAAGGGUCAUCUGGUCCAGAGUUCUUCGUCAUCAACGUCCUCCGUGUUGACCUUCACCGGGCCUGACGUAGACAGCGCCCUCGCCGAAGAUUUCAGCCGGCGGACUCAGAUCACCGUCGCCAAAAAACAGAACUGGGCCAAACAGGCAGCAGCCGCAUCCAGGGAGCACAUCCACAGCCAACCAGCCAGGGUCGAGGCCGCCAGCACUCACGGCCUGGCGCAGAGAGCUCAGGAACGGGAGAACCUUUCAGGAAAGCCCCAGGCCUCUGCCUCGGCCUCCUCAAAGGCCCAGGCAUCAGGCUCGGCCUGCAGCCAAAGGACUUUGCGUGAGGACAGCGAAGAUGGAGGUGGCAGUAGUAGGUGUAGUGAUUUUGAGUGGGAGCCUGUGCCAUCGAGCCCUCUCUGGGACUCCAUCGACAUGGCUCUCCCCGAGCUCGCCCCUCCUCCCCCUCCCCCCACAACAACAGCAGCAGCAGUAGGGUACGUGGAGGUCAGCACGACCUCCUCCUCCUCCUCCACCAGCACGGUGCGGCAGGCCGGCCACGGGGCCUACCUGCAGCACCUGGAGAGGAGCAGCCGAGCCUGGGUUCUGUCCACAGGAAAGACCCAGGCUUCGGAUCAUGAGGCCUCCUCCUCCUCUCGACUCCUAGCCUCCUCCUCUUAUAGCCACGCCGAUCGGAGAACGCAGAACGUCAACGAUGGGGAGGCCAACAUUUGGUACAAUCCCAUCCCAGAAGAGGAGGACUUCCGGGGGGUGGAUGCGGGGAGUGAGUACGGGGACCCAUGGAGGAAGAGAGCCGGGGAGAUGGGAGUGCAUGAUACCCAAAGCAGCAGAGCCCUGAAGCCUGGUGUUGGGCUGACUAGCAGUGCUAGCAACAGCAACAACACUAGAGGAGCUCUGUGUGCACCACCCAGCAGUGCAAAGACCAUCGAGGUGGUCGCUGAAAUCGCCUGCAGCAGCAGCAACAACAGCAGCAGGAAAGAGAGUCCAGACAUCUCCCAUCAGCAUCGAGGGCAUCAGCAGGUCCAGGAGACACAGCAGCUGGUACCCGGGCCCUCAACCUCAACCUCAGUCUCAGCAGGAGGGAGCAGCAACAGCAGUAGCAGCACCAGUGUGGUGGCCAUUCCAGCCAUCACGUCUGACCCUGCUACCACCACGACCACCACCGCCACCACCACCACUACUAACUCCAAGAAGUCUAGCAGCAGUGUGUCAGGCAGCGGGGCAGGGGGCGGCAGCAGCAUGAUGGACCGCAUCAAGUCUCCCGGCACGGUGCGCCGCCUCUCCAUGAAGAUGCGGAAACUUCCGGAGCUGCGUCGCAAGCUCAGCCUGCGCUCCUCGCGCUCGCACCGUCACCACGGCAACCCUCAGGGCGGUGCGUCGUCGUCAGGGGCGGCGUGUGGCGACGAGGACGAGGCCUCCCCACCCAACGCCCGCAAGGAGUCCUCCAACGUCAUCAGCCGAUACCACCUGGACAGCUCUGCCCCGCCGGCCCGGCCUCGCCGCCGCGCAUCCCGCGCUCGCUCCGCCGACAAGGGAGGGUACCUCAGCGACGGAGACUCUCCAGAGCUCCUCCCCAAGCAGCAGGGUGGCUCCGACUCUGGGUCUCAGUACCCUGGCGAUGUGCCCCCUCCUCCAUCCCACCACCACCAGCCGGGAGGAGGAGGAGGGCAGGAGGGCCAGGCGGCGUUCCCGGUGGCUGACGCCAGCUCCUUCCGCAUGUACAGCCUGGCCGAUCAGCCGCGCUGCGCCCAGCGCAUGUCCGGACUGCUCACCGUGCAUCUGAUGGGGGUGGACGAGCUGACGCGCUCGGGGACGCGCAGCGGUGGUGGUGGUGGCACUGGAGGAGGGGACGGUGGCUGCAGCAAUGGCGGCAACAGCAAGGAAGUGUUCUGUGCCAUCCAGGUGGACGGGGUGACGCGGGCCCGCACGGCGCUGCUGACGUGUCGCGGGGCGGCGCUGCCCCUCAACCACACCUUCAACCUGGAGCUGGAGCGGGCGCGCCUGCUGAAGCUGGUGGUGCUGACCCCUGUCACCAGCCCCUCAGGCGCCGGUACCGGUACCGGUACCGGGGGCGGUACUACUACGGGGCAACAACAGCAGCAGAAUGUCAACGGGUCCACUGUGGUGCCCACACGCAACCGCGUCUGCUGCCUCGGGGCCGUCGCCAUCCCGCCCCUCUUCAGAGCAGGUUCGCGGUGUCAGCAGCUGUGCGUGCGCCUAGAGCCUCGCGGCCUGCUGUACGUGAAGCUCACCCUGCUGGAGCAGUGGGAGUCCCCCGCCCCGCGCCUCAGCGAGCUGCCCCCUCCCAGCGUCUUCGGAGUGGAGCUGCGCCUCCUGGUGGAGAAGGAGGGCUCUGCGCUCCCAGUGCCCCUCAUCAUCCAGAAGUGCGUGGCGGAGAUCGAGAAGCGCGGCCUAAAGGGGGUGGGCCUGUAUCGACUUUGUGGUUCGGCAGCCGUGAAGAAGGAGCUGAGGGAUGCGUUUGAGAGAGACAGCGCGGCGGUCACCCUCAACGAGGAUCUCUACCCGGACGUUAAUGUCAUCACCGGCAUCUUGAAGGACUACCUGCGGGAGCUGCCGUCUCCGCUGAUCACCAGGACCCUGUACGAGGUGGUGCUGGAGGCCCAGUCCCUCAGGCCCGCCUGCAGGAGCGACGCGGACACACAACGCAGACAGAGCACCGUCUCCCUCCUACACUGCCUCCCUGAGCCAGAAAAGGCCACCUUGACUCUCCUCCUGGACCACCUAAGCCUGGUGGCCUCCUUCAGCGACAGCAACCGCAUGACCUGCCAGAACCUGGCCGUGUGUUUCGGGCCGGUGCUGCUCACGCCCACGCAGGAGUCCUGGAUGCCCGCCGUGCCAGGAGGAGGGCCGGGAGGGGCGUCGCUCAUGACGAUGGUACCCCCUGCUACUGCUGUGCACCCCGCCGCAUCCCAUAAUGCCAGUGGGCGUAUCGGAGGAGGACGCAGCUUUGCCCACAGUGAGGACAUCGCCAGCGCUGUGGACUUCAAGAGGCACAUCGAAGUGCUGCACUACCUGCUGCAGCUCUGGCCUAUUCCCACGGACAGAGUUCCAGACUCGCCCUCCGACCUCUCUCCUCCGCCCCCCAUCACCACCACCGAGCAUGCACCUCCCUCCCCCUCCCCCGUCCUCCCGCUCCACACCACCACCACCACCACCGUGCCCUCCCACAAUGCACCCCUGCAGCGUCGUGGCCAGCGCCUGCCCCUCCCCCUACGCCUGGAGAUGCCCCAGGAGGGCGUGGUGUCCCGUCGGGGGCGUGGCCGACUGGAGAGCCCGCCCUGCAACCGCUACGCCGGCGACUGGAGCCUCUGUGGGAGGGACUUCCUGUCUGGGGGGCGGGACUUCCUGUCCACCGCCGGCGGUGGCGGUGGCGUCGACGUGGAUUACGACGAGGUGGCCGGCAGUGACAGCGACGAUGAGGACAGCGAUGAUGAUGACGAUGACAGAAGAGGAGGAAGAGGGGCGGCGAUGAUAAUGACGAAGGACAGUAGCUGGUCUCACUCACAGCCGUCCCCUGCUGCCACCGCCGCCGCCACCUACAUCGACGACUUUGAUGCGCUGGACUUUGACGCUCCGUUCAGCUGCAGGCUGAGCCUGAAGGACUUUGACACCCUCAUCUCCGACCUGGAGAGGGAACUCUCUAAACAGAUCAACAUCUGCCUCUAGGACACAGAGAGAGAUAGAGAAGGAGGUAACAAGGUCUACGAUGCAGCCAACUUAAGGAUAUAGCCACAGAAAACGGUAACAAAGUAGAUCAAAGUAGAUCCCUGGAGAUCUCAAAGUUAGAUCCCUGGAGAGGGAGCUGUCCAAGCAGAUCAACAUCUGCCUUUAGGACACAGCCAGAGAGAGGGAGAACUAACAAGGUAGAUCCACAUCUACGAUGCAGUCAACUCUAGGACAUAGCCACAAAAUACAGUAACAAGUUAGAUCAAUGUCUGCCUUUAGGAUAUAGCCACAGAAAACGGCAACAAGGUAACAUUUGCCUCUACACCAUAAAACAUUGCAAGUCAGUCAAGCGUAAAAAAGUAAGUUGCCUUAAGUUUGUAAGUUUCCCUGUAAGUUAAUUCAACUCUAGGCUUACCGCAACUCAAGGCUUUCUCAAGUUGAAUUAACUUCAAACUUAACUUUAACUGGUUGCAAUGUUUUCCAGUGCCUCGUGUCAUAGGGCCAGAGGCCAUGGAUAGGAGGAAGUAGUUUAAACUUGCACCCUAUCUGCGUUUUCAGACCGAUCAGAACGGAGCCGGUGCCGUUGCCCGCACCAGUUACGUCCGGCACUAAAGAGCUUAUUUGCGAACCGCCCAUGUUCAUACUGGGUUCUAAACUUUUUCCGCAUGUGAUUGUUACCAAGAUUAACCUGUUGACGGCCGCGUUGUCGUCACAGUUCGUCGAUAAAAAACAAGUAUUUUGCGGUUCGCAUUGCGAACCAACUUUCCGGUUGGUGAACACCAAUAUCUGCGGCGUGAACACAACAGCCGGUUCGCGAUUAGGUGCAGGAACGAGCACCGGCACGGUUCUCUGUCGGCCUGAAUGCGCCCAGAGAGAUGGAGAGGAAACAAGAUAGACUAGUCGCUAGGGGCGUCUAGAUUUCUAGGCUAGAAACAAGACAGAGGUAGGGGACAUCAGAAGAGGUGAGAAGAUUUGAAGGCGUGGGGACAGGGUUUAUGUUGAGGAGUCACGUGAACAGAGGUGUUAAAAGUAAAAGUGAAUUCAUGGUGAAAGAGCAACACUAGCACAUGCUGUCAUAGUGCUGUUACACCAUUUACUCCACUGUAUCUAAUGAGGUAAAUAAAUUAUGUUGUUACUGAAAAACACUUAAAAACCUAACAAGAACACUAAAAACCUAACAAAACUUGAUCCAACCAGCACAGCAACAGCUGAUCAAACGACAUGUACACAGGUCUACUGGUUACCUGUGUUGGAAGGAAACUGUGUUGCUGUGUUUCACUUUUACUUUACUUUUACUACACCUCUGCAAGUGGCACAUUGAGGUGAAUGUGUCCCCAGAUAAAUUUGAGGGAAAGCCGGGUCUGACCUGAGGUCCUUUGCUGAUCACCACUCUCUCUCUCCCACGACUACACUGGGGUGCAUUUCUCAAAAGAGAAGAUGUAAGCCUGUUAGCAACUUCGGUAGUUGCCAAUGCGAAAAUGCAUUGAAAACAGCAAAGUAGCUAAUGUAGUAAGCAACUUUGCUUUCGAGAAAUGCACCCCAGUCCACUAUGAGCCAAUUAAAAUGUAAAAAAAAUAAUAAAUUAAUAAAGAUUAAAAAUUUAGGUUUAGGGAAAAGAAUGGCAAAUCUGGAAGAAGAAGGUUUAAGUUUUGAAACAAUAACAAAAGAUGACCAAUGAAUGACGACGGGCAGCCUUUGCUGCUUCCGAGAUAGAACAAACUUACCGUACUUCCUAUUUCCUGUGUCUGAAAUUAGACUUGUGCAUAGCGCCACCUUGUGCCAAAAACUGGGCAUCGCCUGUGUAUGGUGAGAUCCAGUCAAAAUAAAGAGAUAACGAAAGCCUUAUAGUGUUCAUUUAGUGCUAAACAUUCAACAUAUCACUUGACAUACUGCUACUUUUAAACUAAGCUAUUGACAAUCAGUGUUUUGAGACUUUUUUGCUUAACACUUAUGUUAAAAUAAUCUGUCAUUAGGGUGUGUGUGCGGUAUGAUGCAUUGGCAAGUGGAAAAGAAAUGAAUGUUUUAUAAUUUUGCCCAAUGUUUGUGCCAAAGUUCCUUAUUUAUUAUUUCUAUUAAAUUAUGGAUUUCAGGCAGAAUUAAUAUUACAUUGCCCAUAAUAUGUUGGCAGAGGGUCAGGAAGAUAAUGUGUUUCUUUUGUCAUAAUUUGUUGUCAUAAUUUUGCACAGAAACUUAAGCAUGCGGGCUACCAUAAGCCUUUUUUUCAAUAUUCAGCCAAAGACAGUUUCGAUAAGAAAGCACAAGUUAAAAAUGGUUACAUUGUCACACAUAACAAAAAAAAUACAGUCACAAGUUCUCACAUAAUUUUCGUACACAUGCUAGUGGUAUUGGCCUUGAGAAAAGGCACUGCUGCGUACAUGGGUUUUGUCGACCAAAGACGUGUGUGUUGCACUUCUUAUUUUAUUUUAGGUGAAGAGACUUAUGUCAGUGCAGCAUUUGUUACAGUAUAUUGUUUUGUGUUGUUUAUGUUUGCUGUCAACAGCAUUAUUUGUUUUGUUUUGAUAUUUUGUUCUUCACGGUACAAUACUCUGCUAACUGUGAUAAAGUUUAAGCCACAUGUGGAAUGAUAUGGCCAUAUUUUAGAGCAUUGCUCAAUUAUGCAAUAAUGACACCAUACCUUUUUUUAACUUUUUGUAUUCUUAUUUUGUUUAGUUAUAUAAACAACGUUAUUUUCCAUUGCACAUUUACAUCCAGCACUUAUAUUUUAUGCCGUAUAUCCCAAGUGUUUCAAGUACACCGUUCUUGUUAUGAAUUUGUACUGUAACCUACCAUUCAGUGUUAUAAACCAAAAAGAAGAAACCAAUAAAGCACAGUAUUAUAUUUGCAA
Engraulis encrasicolus (European anchovy) is the source of this 6873-nucleotide messenger RNA. RefSeq names its product rho GTPase-activating protein SYDE1. Gene Ontology annotation, molecular function: GTPase activator activity. Gene Ontology annotation, cellular component: synaptic membrane. The transcript has 8 exons. The record is from RefSeq and is a predicted model, not a curated record. Lineage: Eukaryota; Metazoa; Chordata; Actinopteri; Clupeiformes; Engraulidae. Bases 243 to 4028 code for a protein of 1261 amino acids. Gene Ontology annotation, biological process: signal transduction; cell migration; regulation of Ras protein signal transduction.